GUCGGAGACGAUCAGUCGCCCCAUAAAAUCCCGUCUAUCUCUCUCGACAGUCGACACGACCUCUCCAAAAAAAAUAAAAAAAAUCUCUCUCGAUACGAAUUCGCCCGCCGUCUACCGGCUCACUUCCUCAAGCGGAGAGCGCUAAAAUUUCCCGUCGGCAAGGCGCAGACCCUGCCGCCGCCGGCGUAUGGAGACGAAAGCGGCUUCGGGCAGGAUCCUUGAUGAUUCCUCGAAGCGGCCAAGCGUCCACCGGCACCAGAUCCCGUUUCGGGGCGUGAAGCGAGCAAGGGAUCUGCCCGGCUACCACCCGCACCGCUGCUCCUCCGCCCCCGUCGGGAGGAGGGACUGGUCGGGUCUCGGGGAUGGGCCGGCGGGCUUGAUUGCCGAGCUCCUGCUUGCCGACGACGUGGCGGACUACAUCCGCUUCCGCGCGGUGUGCCGCCCAUGGAGGCAGUGGUCGGCGGAUCCGCGCGCGCACGGCAUCCUCGACCGCCGCUUCCACCGACGCAAAUGGAUCAUGCUCCGGGAACGGGAAGCCGCCGCCGUCUCCUCAACUUCUCCACCGGCCAGUGCAUCCGGGUGCACCUCCCGGAGCUCCGUGGCCACCGCGUGUUCGGGCCAACCACCGAGGGCCUUCUCGUCCUGCUCCACACCACCUCCUUCCUCGUCCGCCUGCUCAACCCGCUCACAGGCCAGGUUGUGUGAAAAUCAAGUAGUUGUGGUUGUUGGUGAAACUGGUUCUGGAAAGACUACCCAACUGACUCAAUAUCUGCAUGAGGAUGGAUAUACCAUGACUGGCCUUGUUCAGCCAAGACGUGUGGCGGCCAUGAGUGUUGCCAAGCGCAAGCGGGUGAGUGAAGAAAUGGAAACUGAGCUUGGAGACAUAGUUUGAUAUGCUAUUCGUUUUGAGGAUAUCACUUGCUCUAAUUCUAUAAUAAAGUUAUGCUGCUGCUUGUGUCUUUACUUGGUAUUGGAAUGACCCUGAAUUCUGGGUAAUUUUGAUCUUGUAAUUAAUGUUCUGAAUUCAGAAAAGUAGUUUUGGUUGGCUCAGUUAUUUAGCAUGGAGUUCCUCACUGAUCAUAAUUCCUAUUUUCAGUAUAUGCAUGACAGAUGGAGUGCUUCUCCAUGAAACUUUGAAGGAUGGUGGCCUUGAUAAAUAUUGGCAUGCUGUAACUUGUGUUGUAUUUUUAACCCUGAUGGUCCUUUGAUAUGUAGAUUACCAUACCUCAGUUUCAAUAUAUUACUUGUCGUAUUGAAGCCCUUCCCCUUUUUUGUAGAGUCAGUGUCAUGGAUGAAGCACAUGAAACAUCACUGAACACCGGUGUUCUAUUUGGUAUAUUGAAGAGGGUUGUUGCACAUUGACAGGAUUUCAAACUAACUGUCACAUCCGCAACCCUAAAUGCCGACAAAUUCUCAAAAUUCUUUGGAGGCAUGCAUGCCUGUAUUUAACAUUCCUGGCAGGACACUUCCAGUGAAUACCUGAUUCAGCAAAACACCAUGUGAAGACUAUGUGGAAACAGCAGUGAAGCAGGCCAUGGCAUCCACAUAACAAAUGACCCUGCCGACAUCCUCGUCUUCAUGACUGGGUAGGAAGAAAGCGAGGCUACCUGCUAUAUGCUCGCGCUGGGGGCACUCGCAAAUGCAUGACAUUGCUGAGACUUCCUCAAAGGUGGAUGGUAUCAUCCGUGUCAUUUUUUCGAUAAAGGGAGCUUUUAUUGAACUUAAAA
Molecule: messenger RNA, 1727 nt
Organism: Brachypodium distachyon (stiff brome)
Lineage: Eukaryota; Viridiplantae; Streptophyta; Magnoliopsida; Poales; Poaceae
Exons: 3
Coding region: 188-892 (234 amino acids)
Source: RefSeq, a predicted model, not a curated record